Molecule: messenger RNA, 855 nt
Organism: Colletotrichum scovillei
Lineage: Eukaryota; Fungi; Ascomycota; Sordariomycetes; Glomerellales; Glomerellaceae
Product: chitin recognition protein
Exons: 3
Coding region: 1-855 (284 amino acids)
Molecular function (GO): chitin binding
Source: RefSeq, a predicted model, not a curated record
AUGGCUGCCAUGAUCUCCGCCGCUAAGUUCGACAUGAUCUUUGUCCAAUUUUACAACACCCCUAGUUGCUCAGCUGCGACUUGGGCGGCUAGCAACCCAUCCUACACCCCUGGUUCAACAUAUCAGCAAGCCGGCAGAGACGCCAAGGUGUUCAUCACCCUACCUGGUUCCUCAGAUGCUGCCAAUGCUGGGAACUAUAUCACCCAUCAGCAAGCAAAUAAUCUCAUUAGCGCGUACUACUGCCGGCCAUCGUUCGGAGGCGUGGCUGUUUGGGAGGCAACUCGCGGUGACAGCAAUCCCUAUAACGGCAAAUCUUUCCAGGCUACCAUGAAGAUCUGGCUGCAGGGAGCUGCAGCAGACACGCGACUCGCGAGCUGCCAAGCACCAUCAACAACAACAGCAUCUUCUAGCCAACCGACGACAUCGACAACACCGACACAACCCAAUCCCGGCGAGCCUGGUUCUUGCGGUUCCGGUAUUGGAUCUUGCGGUGCCGGAUACUGCUGCAGUGCAUAUGGAUACUGCGGGACAACAAGUGCUUACUGCGGAACGGGUUGCCAGCCGGGCUUCGGUACAUGCAGCGCGGGAAGCAGUUCCGGAGGCAGCUCGGGAGGUAGUUCAGGAGGUAGUUCAGGAGGUAGCUCUGGUGGCAGCUCCGGCGGUAGUUCUGGCGGUAGCUCAGGCAGCGGUGGGAGCUCAGGGCUGCCGGUCGCAAGAGACGGUGCGUGUGGUGCAGGAAUAGCUACUUGCCGAGGCAACGGUGACUACCAAUGCUGCAGCAAGAAUGGAUGGUGUGGUAAUUCGGAUCUCUACUGUGGUGCUGGAUGCCAACCCGGUUAUGGCAUUUGCAGUUGA